Molecule: messenger RNA, 6571 nt
Organism: Solenopsis invicta (red fire ant)
Lineage: Eukaryota; Metazoa; Arthropoda; Insecta; Hymenoptera; Formicidae
Gene: Rim2
Product: mitochondrial carrier protein Rim2
Exons: 6
Coding region: 438-1556 (372 amino acids)
Biological process (GO): pyrimidine nucleotide import into mitochondrion
Cellular component (GO): mitochondrion
Molecular function (GO): pyrimidine nucleotide transmembrane transporter activity
Source: RefSeq, a predicted model, not a curated record
AAGAAUCUGGGGGAAUCCGGCGGUAGUGCGUGAUACGUUGUCGUUUCGGUUGGAGUUAUUCGUCGCCUCGUGUCGUUGAGAAACAGUGUAUGUCGCGGUGCGUUGUGUGUCGAGUGUCAUUGCGUCUCAUCGAUAUCGUCGAAAAAAGAGAACAGCAGAGAGUGCGGCCCAUCGCGUCAUAAAUCUUGCGCGAUCGCCGCGAGAAUCCGGUUCCAAGCCGGCGUAGUUACGUGAUAACUUCCGAGUACGAAUCUUAUUGCGCGCCUCGCCUCGCUUCGCUUCGUCUCGUCUGGUUUUGUCCCGUCUCGUCUCGUUUCGUCCCCCCCCUCCCCCACCGUUCGCCGCCGUUGUCGCUUCGUUUCUCGCCGAAACGCAUAAAGUGCAUGCUACCGUAGAUUGACAGCGAAUCUGCACGCCUCGCGGACACACGGCGGAGGAUGUUGGAUCGCGACACGGCGAUACAUCUCGUCGCCGGAGGAGUGGCUGGUACGGCAGGAGCAAUAGUUACUUGUCCGCUUGAAGUAGUAAAGACUCGGUUGCAGUCGUCGUCUUCCGGCUUUCAUCCACCUCCAAUAAGCAAGGAAUUCACAUCUGGUCAUCCAACAUGCAAAGGUUCACCGACGCCCGAACAACGCAGGAGGCUAUGCACUGGAUAUCCUAGGUAUUCCAGUCACUUCGUAGCUCUCUCGCAUUUCGGCGUUUCAACCUCUCCUCCGAACUCUUCCCGGCACGCGCCGGGCAUCUAUCAAUGCUUAAAAUACAUCAUCAAAAAUGAGGGUGCACGAGGACUGUUCAAGGGUCUUGGUCCGAAUCUCAUUGGCGUGGCACCCUCCAGAGCUAUCUAUUUUUGUGCAUACUCCAAGAGCAAGGUUGCAUUCAAUGCGAUUCUACCUCCCGAUACUCCAAUCGUUCAUGUUUUCUCCGCAUCCUGCGCUGGUUUCACCGCUUGUACAUUGACAAAUCCGAUUUGGUUUAUAAAAACCAGACUGCAACUGGACCACCGAUCGCACAAAGUCACAGCGAUAGAAUGUAUGCGGAGGAUAUAUCGACAAUCGGGUAUCCUGGGGUUCUACAAAGGUAUCGUGGCGUCCUACAUAGGCAUAAGUGAGACUGUGAUACACUUUGUGAUAUACGAAGCUGUGAAGGCGUGGCUAGCUACUCAUAGGUUGCGAGCUUCUCAAACAGAUGAUAGGAAGACUUUCCGCGACUUCAUCGAAUUUAUGGCGGCAGGCUCAUUUUCAAAAACGAUAGCGUCAACUAUUGCCUAUCCUCACGAGGUUGCAAGGACUCGGUUAAGGGAAGAGGGCUCCAAAUAUCGCACGUUUUGGCAAACUUUGAACACUGUAUGGAUAGAGGAGGGCACGAGAGGUCUCUAUCGAGGUCUUGGCACUCAGCUGAUCCGGCAGAUUCCAAACACUGCUAUUAUAAUGGCAACAUACGAAGCAGUAGUAUACGUGCUGACCCGACACUUCCGGCCAGUUACGGUGACGACAUCUAGCACUGAUGUGACAUCGGAAUUCUACAACGAUGCUAAAGCGAAGAGAGAGCUGGCCUAGGAUUUGCUUACGGCCCCUGAGUAAAGGGCCACUACCAUUUCCCCUUCUCCAGUAGGUGAAUACUGCAUGUACUCGGGGCAGCGUUCUAAGAUCUAAUUGCACGUUUAUGCGCAUCGAGAGCAGCUGGAAACGCGUUUGAUACCCUUAAUCGUUGCUCCAGGGGUACUUAAAAAGGUACCAGCUCUUUGGUCGCACUGUGCUCUAAAAGUAUAGCAAAAAGUAGACCUUCCUCCUUUCAGAUAGCAUGUACAUAUCCAGACACACGGACCCGCUGUAUCUCGCAGGGAGAAAAAGAGAGGGGUGAGAGAGAGAAAAGGGAAAUUGAGGAAAGCAGAUUUUGUUUAGCGGAUAGACGAAGGCCGAGACUUCGCUUCUCAUUUGUGGACGUGCGUGAAUACCGCGAAUAAUGGGUUUGUGUUAGAUAUUAGAUUUAUUUGAGACAAGAUUAUUCUCUACUCCAGAAACAAAACUCACUCCGAAUCCAAAAGUGUGAGGCUUACUAUAAUAAUCACUGUAAACUUUAAGUCUCUGACCUAAGGAUUUUGAUGUUCUCUGUUCCAUGAUUUGCAAUUCUUCUUUACAUCUUGGUUUUUUUCUUUUUUCACUUUGUUUAUAAGACAAAAAGAAAACAGAAGAUGUAAAAAACACUUUGGAAAUAUUUGUUAUUGUACAAUGUUUGGUUGAUAAGAGAGCAGCAAAUAAUAAUAGAUAUGUAUAGCGACUUCUAUUAUAAGUUUUUGACUUAUGCUAUGUGUUUCGAUUUUCCAGUUACUUCAAGUAAAAUGUUGUUACUAGAAAUCGAUUACUUUAAUUGGUUCUGAUUGUAAAUGGAAGAUUAUAGAUCUACUCUUCUUAAAAGUUUCAACAUUUUAGAACUCUAGUAAAAAUUAUGAUAUGCGUUUGCGUAAAAUUGUGAUAAAUAUUUCAAUAUGUAUUGAAUUUUGUGAAAUUAAAAUAUUUUUUGUUUUAUGUAUCCCAAUUAAAUUUUAAGUGAUGUAUCAUGCUUUAAAGAGCAACGUUGAAAACUAUAAAAAUGAAACUAUUUUGAUAUAUUCAAGGAACAUUACUACAAAGAAUGCAUUAAUAAAAUUAUUAAAUUGCGAACUUAGUAAAAAUAUUAAGCACUUAUAUAUUUUUUUAUUAUUUUUAAACAAAUAUUUUAAAUAUAUUUAAACAGAAAUUAAAAUGUGAAUUAUCCUUUAUUUCAAGAAUCUUUUAUCUUAAAACUAUGUAUGCUGUGUAUAAUUCUAAUAAUUAAUAUGAAAUGAGAGAACACAACUCCAGAUAAAUGAAAAAAGCAUAGGUGCUUAAUAAUUUUGGCUAAGGGUAUGAUUAUAUCAAAUCAACUAUAAUUUCUUAGAAAUUUGUUUAUAUAUUUAUUAUGCUGGCAUUCUGUUAAAUUAUGUACGAGGCAAUUUCAAAAAAUUUCCAGAAUUAGUUGAUACAAUAUCUGUAAUUAAACAAUGUGCAUAUUUGAAUUUUAGCAGAAUUUUGGCAUAUUUGGCAGAAAUACGAACAGAGGCAUUAAUUAUACAAGCGUAUGAUGAUAGGACAAUAAAGACUAUUGAAAGAAUAUUUUUACUGCUACAUUAUAAAAAGUAGAACGGUAUUUCUUUGCAUAGCUUUAUCACAAAGUCGCUUCCAAGAAUAUUGUCAAUAACUUUAUAGAAUCGCAUAAUUAUAUGAAAAAAUAGAAAGUUCUCUUUGAAGAAAAUGCAUAAUUCUUACGAAUAUGAAAUUUUUUGUAGAAGAUAUAAAUAAGUGUUAAUAUUUUUCAGAAAAAUGAAAAAAUUCCAGAAAUCUUUGAAGCUACCUCCUACACUUUAUAAAAUUUUAUGACAAGUUUUUCAAUAAAUUCAAUUUUAUUUUAUUAUAACGUUUGAUCUGUAUUUUUUAAUUUUAUUUUUUUUCAUAUGUUUCAACUAAUUUUGUUAGACUUUGAUCUUGUGGAUUUCCUCGCCGAUACCUCGCUAAUAUAUGAUAAAACACAACUAGUUUUUAACAAAGCGAUAUACGUUUUAACAGAUUAGAAACAAAAGCAACAUUGUUAAUGUUAGACUUGUUGGAGGAUUAGCGUGUGUUAGGCUGUUCUAAUAUUUCCACUUUAUUUAUGUAGAAAGCUAUCGCGAUGUUGUGUACAUAUCGAACCGUAGACUCUAGCUAUGUACAUUCACAAAUGUUCAUAAAUUAAUUAAUCAUAUGUAACAUCGCAUGAUGUAAGAUCUUUAACAAGAGAACUAGAAUAUUACAAGAACUGGAAAACAAGAAUUCAAAUCACCGUUAAUAUAUUUAGUGUACCUGUUAUCAGAUACGCGAAAUAGUUAACAACACAUAACUAUUUAUUUCUUGGGUUAUCCCAGGACGUAUGUGACUGUUUUUGUGAGGAGGUUUUAAAAAGAUAGAUAUGUCGACUUUAAGAUUUCUAUAGGAAUUGUUUCAUGAAAGAAACGUCAAUUUUGUUUUCUUUUUUUUUUAAGCCAAACCAUGUAACAAUUGUUCAAAAAAUAGUUUUAAUUUUACAAUUUCCAGUUUUUAUUUUAAAUUAUUAAUUUUUUUCAUUCAAGAACAAUAAAAGAUUACAAUUUUAAUUUAAAAUGUUUAAAUACUUUAUUAUAUGAUAUUUUUAUGUUUUCAGAUGUGUGCCAUGCAUUAAAUUUUUAUUAAUUGCUACUUAUUACGAUAUGAUACACGUUUCUGCACAAUGACUAUGUAAUUCUCUGACAAUGAAGUUAUAUAUUUUAAUAUUUUACGUCAACGUUUGAGAAUUAAAUUUUAUGUAUUUCGAUAUGUUUGGUACAGUUUUAUGAUGUUCAAAAGUUUAUACAUAUAUGCGUAUUGUUUUCUAAAAUCAUAGGCACAUUUAUUUUUGGUUAGUUAAUAUUUGGUUUAUAUCAUGUUAUGUCGGUUACGAUUUCAAUCAAAAAAACCGAGAAUGUGGGGAAUUUAUAGUUUAAUAUGCAUAUAUUUUACUGGUUAUCUAGAGAAAAAUCUUCAUAUUAUAUGUAAAGAAGCUGUGAUUUGAUUUUACCUGUAGAGCUUGGCGUUUCAAUAUACAGCAAGUUGCACAAUGCUCAUAUAGAAUUUAUGUACUCUGUCCUGUAAGUCGUAUUAAUUAAAUUUAGAAAGAACAAAUGAUAUAUAAAUGAUAGAUAUUUCCAAAUAUGACAAAAAGAUUUACUUGCUUUUUCAGUAAUGAUUUCUAAUGAAAAUAUAGUCAUUGAUACAAUUAGUAUCUACAAUUGAAAGGUUCCCAACAAGCAAAUUAUUUGACUAAAUCUUUCUCAAAGAUGCCUAAAACCGUUUACACGUUCAAAUAACUUGUUAAAUAUGUUUGUCAAAUCAUUUAAAAUAUAUGUAUCGCACAUUCCAAAUUGGCGAUAACUAUAUAGUUUUGUCAUUUACACUACACGUUUCAAUAGAUUUAAUAAGCGUACUUGAUUAUGCAUGAUUGACAAUUUUAUUUGAAUGUGUAUAGCCAGCUUAAGAAAAAUGUAAGGAAAGGACCAGAAGUAGAAAUGGUAUUUUGAAAUAUGAUUUGUUGCAAAAGAUAGUUCUUUGGGCCCAAAUUAAAAAUCCUAAACCCUAACUUUAGACACUUACUAAUUUUAUUAAAAAACAAUAAUAUAAAAAUUUUAAAGUCAUCUGAUAUAUAAAUUACUUGAUAGGAUGAUAGAUUUGAGGAAAUGGAGGAAAAAGUUAAUUUUAUAUUAUUACAGUCACCUUUUUCUCUAUACAUAGAUAUAAAUAAAUUUCGGAUUAAUGCUUUUUUAUUAUUAUCUUGACAGUAGUGGACAGCGUAAACUAGUACUCAAGCAACUUGGGUUUACAUUAAUCCAAAUUGUUAUUUAUAUGCAAUAAAAAGGCAAAUAUUCUUAAAUGGUCCUAAAAUAUUGCAAUACUUAAUUUUUCUUUUUUUCAUUUUCUAAAACUUGUUAUCCUACCAAAUAGUUUUUAGAUCCAAUUUUAAAAUUUGUUUUUUCUUUUUUUUUUAAUCUAAGGAAUGUCUGAAGUUAGAGUGUAAGAUUCUUAAUAUCACGAAGGGCACGAAGAACUAUCUUUUGAAACAAACCGCAAUUUAAAAGGGCCCGUUUCCAUUUCUGGUUCUCUUCCCUUGUGAAAGAUAUAUACGACUUCUAGAACACUGUACGUGAUUGAUAUAUUAAUUGUUGACAUCUUGUUGAGACUUCUAUGAUACCGUUGUCAAUUGUAAGAUGUAUGGUCUAGGAAUGCAGAUUCUAAGUACCAGGCUGUUAUUAAUCGAGCAUAGUCAUUCGCAUCAUAAGAGUAUCGUGUACCUUUUAAAAAAUUGCUAAAAUGUAUGAGAACUGGAUGUGUGUGCCAAGUUGUAAAGAAUGUACAGAUAUUAGAUAUAGGAAGUCAUUGGGAUAAGCAAUGAAUUUUUCUAAUGAAGUCAGGGACGGCGAGUGAUGAAAAAUGCAAAGAGAAGGAGAGUGAGAGAAAUAUUUCGUAUAUUCACGAAAAGCGAAUGUUUUGUUAAAGACUGACGUUGUACAAUUACCUAGCGUAGCAUGAAAAAAAUUAAUACAAAUAUAUGCAAGAUCCUGUAAUUGCACGUUUUGAGUAGCGUCUUUAAAAAAUGGAAAAUUAAUUUAUAUGUUUCAGGAAAUACAUGUAAAAUAUUAAUCUUUAAUUUUUUUUUUUUAAAUAAAGCAUUUUAUUCGUUUCUUAACUUUCAUUUGCGAAUAAAUUGCUGGAACAAAUAUUCAAUCAGAUUCACAGCAAAACAUUAAUCAAACUUCUUCAAGUCUAACAAAGAGAAAUGCCAUUACUGAAUUCGCAAAAUAUGACUUUCUCAGAAAUGAAGCCUCUCUCAUGUAUGUAAAAAAUUUAUUGUACAUUUUCAAUUUAUUUUUGUAUGUAGGAUUACCUUCCCAAUUGUAUUAUCGAUUACAGGGUAUCCUGUGUAUGUAUAUAAGCUUACGAUACCCAGUAAGUAAAUUGUACGGAUAAAUUUAUGUGUACAUAAAUAUCAAUAAAGAGUAAAAUAAAAAGUA